This is a messenger RNA of Fonsecaea erecta, 3219 nucleotides long. RefSeq lists its product as hypothetical. The transcript is spliced from 6 exons. Lineage: Eukaryota; Fungi; Ascomycota; Eurotiomycetes; Chaetothyriales; Herpotrichiellaceae. The record is from RefSeq and is a predicted model, not a curated record. Bases 1 to 3219 code for a protein of 1072 amino acids.
AUGCCAUUUUUCUCAAAGGUCUUUAAAAGCAGGGAUGGCCAGGUCAAAAAGGCCGCUGUGCCUCUCGCAAACGGGGACUCGCACAAGAAGCCCCAAUGGUCCGACGCAUGGGCUCGCACGCGGGUCGACCCAGACGAGGUGUCUGAACUGCUGCAUCUGUGCACGGCUGAGUUGAAGUCGAGAGCCCUCGACAUUCCCUUCUUACUACUACCAUUUCGUCCUUCGUCAGACCCUUCUGCUGCGAGAACUUUUGUUCGCAACUUCUUCCUGCCGCCCCACGACCGAGAACCAUUACGGGGAUCCUUCUUGGAGACGGAGCUGCGUAUGACGGAGGUUAUGGUCCUGAUAAGCGUUAUGAAGUGGUGCUGGGCCCGCUUGCCAGGGGGUGUUGUAACAUGGGAGGUCUAUGAGGCGUUCAGAGUUGGAGAAAAAGACUCCAGCUUUACACGCGACGCGUUCAGUACAUUUGUUCCAAUCGGCGUUGAGUCGCCUGCUCGUUUUCAGAUCAUUCAAGACUUUUUCGACCUCCUUGCCUCGCUUGCAGCACAUGGCAAGGCUAAUGGAUUGGGUGGCCACAAAGUUUCAAGAUAUGCCGGGUGGUGGGCAUUUGAACAUUACGAUACCGGGAAAGGGUUUGAAUCUGGAUAUCAGUCAUGGUCAACUGCUGCCGACGCAACCGCACAUCUCUUCUUCGCUUAUCUACGUUCUUUGUCCCCUGGCGCGGGCAAGGCGAGCGGAAUCCUGAGCCUUCCGCGGUCACUUCAACAACUUCUUGACUCGACUUCUUAUCCUCCAAAGCAUGCUCUGUUGUCGAAUGACACCACAAAGGUCGUCAUGAUUGUCGACGUUGUGUCUCCCACCCCAUAUGCUUUAUUGCGACGGGCCAAGAACUUUGAAUACCGGGACGACGAUCGAGGGCUACAACAGUUUGCCAGUUAUGACGACCCUGUACAGGCCCUUACUGACGAGUGUCGUCGCGUCCUCAAAGCGAUUUCUUCUGCGAACCAAUCCCAGGUCUCAAAUGCAAAAACGUCUACCAGCCUAACAGAUCCAUCGUGGUCACGAUUUGAAGACGUCGGAUUUGGCAGCUCCCUGGAGGAUGAAGAAGAAGAUGAUGAAGGGCUGCUUGGUCGCAGAGUGGUCUCGACGCGGCCCAUGCAUGCCUCAGCUCGGGGAGGUGGGUAUCAGGAUCUGGCUCGACCAACAACCCCCUCGUGGGCUGAUUUCCUGUCCUCCGGGUUUGCCGAUGAGCACGGCAACAAAGCCCCAGCACCUAUCUUGCUUCCACCCGACAAGAUUCUUCCCCCUAUCAAUAUGACUGCGCCUAGAGGGCAGAGUUCUCAGUCACACCGGAGGAACCUUGACACACAGCUGAAUCUCGAUCCAGGCGAGCUGGCCAGUAUCACGAAGGUCAAUGUGGAUGAUUCCUUCUGGUGGGUCUGGAUCAGCAGUCUAGCUUCAGAGGAGCCAACCUCGAGAAAGGCCGUGUUUGGUCGAUGCGCCCUAAUCGAAACCGUUUUCCCAGAUGACAAAUGGAUGGUGAUGGAAGAGCAGGUCAAGGGUGCCGCGCCGGAGCCUGCAGCCGGAGCAUACAUCGCAGAAAAGAAGAAAACCUUCCUCGGAUUCACGACCAAACGUGGCCGGAUAACCCGAAGAGGAUCGGGUUCUAAGAAGAGCCCGCUAUCUCCCAACGCACAGUUCUCUACUGGCAAUCGAGCAACGCUGGCGCCAGAUCAACAUGCUAAGAUCCAAAAAGCCGCGGCCGAGCUAUCUAGGCGAAAGGAGGCCGAACAAAAGGAGGAGCAAGCCGCUUUGGCGACCCGUCGCGGACGCAUGCAAGAACCCAUUGCACCGUCCAAGACCAACAGCAUCUUUACUCUGGGUCCGUUGAUCAAGGACGAGGCUUCCCCGGCCUUACAAUGGGCAAGUCAAUAUGACAAGAAGGCGAUCCGGGCUAAGUACCUCGGUGACUCACUUGCUGGGAAAGGUUCUCGCGAGCUGUUGAACAUACCUCAAAACGGCCUUGGAAUCAGUAGGUCAACUUCGACACUGUCUGUGGUCAGCAAGAACAAGGACCUCCCGCCAUCACCAGCCGAAAAGGUGACACGUCCGGCUGUUAUUGAAAGAUCUCAGUCUGCGGAGCCUCCGAUGGCGCCGCCGGUCGUCAUCGAGCCUGCUCCGAUCCCCAUCGAACCGAUCGAAUCACUCCAACCCCAAGCGACGACAGAGGCAGAAGAAGUCCCUCUGCCUCCAGCGACGCCCGAAGUCGUGGAGACCCAGUCUGCUAGGCCUCAUCCUGCUAAACUGAGGAAAUCUCUCGAUCAGCAACAUCGUUCUCCUGAGCAGAAAAAGCCGAGAGGGAAGACCCCGACGGGCCCUCCUCCCGUGCAAAAGACGAGUGGCAUUCGACGUCUGUUUGGGACCAAGCGGUCCAAGUCACGAGAGUCAAGAGUUCCAGAACCGCCCGAGUCGCCAGUCAACGUGGACGAAGAUCCGGCUGUUGCUGCAGCUAGACGUGCUCUAGAGGGCAAGCCUGCGCUUCCCGCUGAAGGGUCAACUUCACCCCCUCUCAGCCCUGGACACUUCCAUCGCCUUGCAACCGUUAAGCCUGCGCAACCCCAACCAGCGAGUAUGGAUGAAGCACCGGAGACGCCGCAAAUGAAUGCUGCGUCCAUACAGAGAGAAGCAACCCCAGAACUGUCUACGGAAGACCAAGCGUACGGCGACGUUGUUGCACCACCCCGGACACGUCGCGACGAAGAAUAUGAUCAGCUCUCUCGGGUAGACACAAACGAGCGUGAACAUGCUGAUCGUGAGUUCUCGACCUUUGAUCAAGGGCCGCUGGUGGAUCAGCCAGCCUUCGUGCCUGUGGACACGCCACCGAGAGAAGAGUUUUUGACACCUAUUGAAGAGCCUUCCCAUAUACCUGUCAGCAUCCAUUCCGGACGCUCGUUCCAGCAGACGGAGAGCUCGGUGGAGGAGGAGGAUGGACCUCCCCUCACGCAACAGGUCAGUCCUGGUGACCGAUGGGCCCAGAUCCGACGAAAUGCAGCCGAACGGGCGGCGAGACAAUCAGAGGAGCAGACUUCACGGAGUCGUACUGAAACACGAACCGACGACGGAGAAACCAGUGGGGAAGAGACAAUUGAAUCACGGGUUGCACGAAUCAAGGCACGCGUAGCUGAAUUGACCGGAAACAUGGACGGCAACCGACGAUAA